This is a messenger RNA of Panonychus citri (citrus red mite), 4270 nucleotides long. RefSeq lists its product as uncharacterized. The record is from RefSeq and is a predicted model, not a curated record. Lineage: Eukaryota; Metazoa; Arthropoda; Arachnida; Trombidiformes; Tetranychidae.
UCGUUUGGCCAAUGUUACCAAUCAAUUGAAAUGGUCGCUGAUUCCGAUAAUCAUCAAAUUAAUGGUGAACCAAUGACCAUGACAAUUAAUCAUUCCAAUCGGGAGAUGACCAUGUUUAUGAAUAAUAUGGAUGGUCAUCAUUAUGAGAACCUAAAUGUUUAUCAUUCUAAUCAUCAGAAUAAUCAUCAAAUUACCAAUGGUAAAAGUGUAAAUUCAUAUCUAUCCAAGGAUCGAUCUAAUUCCGCUAAUAGUUAUUCAUUGGAAUCAAAUUCGAGUGGUAGUAAUACAAAGGAAUCUUCAUCCUCACCUCUAUCUGGUGGUGGUUCUAAUGGUGGAAGUUGUGGUGAUGAUACACACGGAGAUGAAUUACAAUAUGGACCUGGAAUUGUGGACAAAUUGAGAUCGAAAUUUUUACAAUACAGUCUACAAACAUCUACUAGAACCAAUGGUUACCACCGGUCAGUUGUUAAAAGAUGUUCUUCUCUUGAAAAUUUGGCCGAUAGAGAUUCACCUUCAUCUUCACCCUUAUUCCACCAUAGUACUUGUAAUGGUAACAAUUAUGGCCUUCGUAAAGGUCCUAAUUAUGUUAAAUACCAUCAACAUAAUCAUUUAACAAGCAAUAAUAAUAAUAAUAAUAACAAUAAUCAUCAUCGAAACAAUCACAAUAACAACACUACCAAUAAUCAAAUUAAUCAUAAUCAUAAUCAUAAUCAUUACUCUUCACAAUCUAAUCAUACCAAAGGUAAUAAUCACAAUGGUGUUGAUUCUGGUAUAGACUUAAAUGGAAGUGCUAGUGAGGGUGUUGGUAUAAUUAAUAAUAAUAUUAACAAAGGAUCAAUUAAUGGAACAUUUCAAUCAUCAUCUUCUACUCCAACACCAACCAUAGCACCAGAGAAACGAAACUCUUGUUGCCUCAUAGGUUCCCGGACGAUAAAUGGUUUUACAUCAUCGUCAUCAUCAUCAUCAUCAUCAUCAUCCUCUUCUUCAUCCUCUUCAUCUUCAGGGAGAAAUUAUAGAAAACAUGAACAACAGCCAAUUAAAAAUAAUCAUUACCAUCAUUUAAAUCAACAUUCAUCCAUCUAUCAUAACCACAAUCAUCGAUAUAAUUGUGAUGGACUAUUGAAAAGAGCCCAAAGCGUUGAGACUCUCCUAUUAGAAUCAAGGAACUCAACUAAAUCAACAACUUCUAAUUCUAAUUCUACUUCAUCAGCUUCCACUUUCACUGAUUGUAAUAAUAUUAAUUAUAAUAAUUCAAAUAAUUCAAAUCUAAAUUCAACUCGACUAACUUCACCUACUUGUAAUUUAAACUCUACUUCUACUUUUUCGUCCAACAUUUCAGGAUCUGAAAACUGUGAACCUUUACCAUUACCAUUAACAGUUUCGUCGACUAAUCAACAACAAUCAAGAUUUCAGUCAACCAAUAAUAAUAAUCGAGCCAGUGUUAAUUCACCACCACCACCACAAACAACAACAACAACAACAACAAUACCAAGUAACAAGGUUAACAGUGUCUCUCAAGUUAAUAAUCACCUUGUGAUCAAGCAACAAGAUUUUCUUGAUACUGUUGCCACCAACACUCAUACCAGCAUCUACAAUACAUGUAAGAAAAUGUCCUCGGAGGAUACCAAUACUAUCGUUGUUGAUAGUUUACCACCACCAAGUGAAAUGAAACACAAAUCUUCAACACCAUCAACCUUAACCUUAGAUAAAAAAAUGAUCGCUGAUAUAACAACAGUAAACAACAACAAUAGUGAUCAAGUUAAUCAUGGACCCCGGAAAUUGGCUCAAGAUGAAUUACCCAAACCGGAUACAGUUAAAAAUUGUAAGAAAAUAUUUGAAACUAAUUCAGUUUCACCAACACCUUUAACUGGACCAUUGUCACCAUCAUCAUCAUCUAAUCAACCAACAACACCACCAACUAAUGAUAACAGUUCAAGUAACAUAAACCACAACAACAACAACAACAAUAAUGAUAACCAUUCAAAUUGUUCACCAAAUGAAAGUGAUUCCCGCAAUAAUAAUGGUACACAAGCUUAUCGUAAAGGUGGAAUCUAUGGUUCAUCUAAUAGUGCCAUUCGUCGUAAGCCUCCAGUUUUGAGUAGCAUCGAGAAAAAGAUCACAGUUAAUAAAGUAACGAUUAAUAAUAAUCAUAACACCGCCAACAACAAUAAUCAUAAUAGUAACAACAAUCGAUUGAUUAACAAUUCAGGAACAAGCUCUUCACCAACAUCUCCAGCACUUCCACCAAAACCACCUUUCCUGAUCACCAAGAAAUCACCUUUAAACGUUGAAUUAAACCAUGUGAAUGUUAACAAUUAUUCAAGUGCCAUAAAGCCAAUCGGUAAAUUGUCACCAAAUGAAUCAAAUAAGAAUAAAAUUAACAGUGGAAAAUCAUCAUCAACAAUCAAUGGAUCUAAAGAUUCAACAACUCACAAUAAUAAUUCAUCAAAAAGUUUGGUUAACAAAAGUAAACCUUCAUUGCCAUCACAAUUAACACUUAAGCCAAAGUUAAUUAACUCUAAAUCAGAUGAAUCAUCGCCACCUUCAUCUCGAUCAUCUUCCUCAUCUUCACCAUUGUUAUUAUCACCAUCAUCUUCAUCAUUUGUCCCACCGUCACCUUUAAUUUCAAAUGGUUCAAAAAAGUGUAUCAAUGGUGAUGAUUUAAAUUCAACAACAAUUAAAAGUAAUGAUGGUGAUACAAUUGAUGGUUGCCCAUUGAUUUCAAGUCAACAAUUAAAAUCAACAAAAAUGUCUACAAUUAAUCAACCAUAUUCACCAUCUCUCGAUGAGGAAAUAGAUAAAUCUUUAAUCAAUAAUCACAAGAUUAACUCGGAUCAAAGAUCAACAUCAACAGUGUCAACAACAACCAGCUCAAUGAUAACCAAUAAACCAAUUGCCAAUAUUAAACCAAUACAAUUAGAUUUAAAUGAAGAUCAUCAUAAUCGUUGGAAAUCAACAAUUAAUAACAGCAAAUGCGAUGAAAAAUCAACUGAGAAAGUUUUUCCACCAUUGAAUGUGACCAACACUCUCAAUAGUAAUAAUCAUAAUUUAAUUACUAAGGAUCAAACAAAUAAUGAUUUUAAUUGCCUUCCCAGUGAAACUAAGUUAACUUCAUCAUCACCAACAGCAACAACCAUUACAAGUGAAUCAACUAAUCACCAUAAUAACAAUAACAAUAAUACUAAUAAGGAUAGGAAUAAAAUUAAUCACUCUAUCAAUAAUAGUAAACCAAUUUCUAAUAAUAAAAGGGUUGAAAUUGUUGAGAAGACCAUUAAUAAUACACCAAUGAUUAACAAAGAAAAUCCAACCAAUGGACCAAUUAAAUCUCGUUGUUAUCCCUCAUCAUCAUCAUCAUCAUCAUCAUCUCCACCAACGAUAACAUCAACAGUCACAUCUAAACCUCAACCAUCAUCGGGAACCACAAUGAUUUUUGAUUUUCGAGGUAAAAAUGUUAAGGCCAAUGUGGCCGUUCAUAGUCCACCUUUUUCCGUGGUUCGUCCUCCAUCAUCAUCAUCAAGUAUCGGUGGUCGAUCUGAUGAUAAUGAAGAUGAUUACAAUUACACCGGAUCAACGGAAGUACCAAAGCCCAGUGGAAUCACAUUUAAGGGUGAAAAUAUAAUCAUCGACGGUGGAUCAAUGUUAAUCAAACGUAAUAAGAAGUUAACAAUUUCGUUUGAUGAUAAGGCUACAUCGACAUUUGAAUAUCCAUCGGAAGCAUCAUUCAUUGAAGAAUCCAUGACAAUCAAUUUUGGAUCUAAUUGCCAACAAUUAACUAAUCCAGAUGAAUCUGUGAUACAACAAUCAACCAAUGGAUCAAGUCUUAAAAACAAUACAACCUUAGGAGGAGCUUUUUCAGGCGGAUUGGCUUCAUACAAACCAACAUUUCUAUCAAGUGAAUCCACUUCAUUUCAAUUGGGUGUUUCCAGGGUAAUUAAAGGUGAAAGUGAUAAUAUUAAAUCAUCAAAUAGUGAUUUAAUUAAUGAUGAUGAAUCUAAUCAAUCAGCUGAUCAAGAUGAUACAUCAUUUGGUAUGAUUAAACCAGCUGAGCCAAGUGAGACAACAUCAUGGUCAACAUCAUCAACAGCACUUGAUUUGUUAUUUUAAUUGGGUCAAAAUUAACUAAUUGUGCAAAUUAAACUUUAUUGAUGAUGAUAAUGAUUAGUGAAUUAAGUUAAUCAGCAAACCAUGAGAAAGAGGAAAUGAUUAAGAGAGAGGAAAGUAAAAAGAAACCUUUUAAAUUGUUUAACAACAACAACAAAAAGAGACCAAA